CCAUGGAGACCGCGGCCUAGCGGGGCCCGCCAUGUCCUUUAAGCGCGACGAGAGCGACCCGGGGCCGCUCGGGGCGCUGCAGAGGCGCCGCGUGGCCGAGCUGCUGGCCAGCGCCAUCCCCGAGGACGAGGCGCUGCUGCUGCGCGAUGGCAGGCUGGCGUGCUCGCUGUGUCCCCAGCGCCCCGUGUGUGACACCCUGCAGACGCUGCUGCUGCACCGCGCGGGCAGGAAGCACCUGGACAAUCUGCUCCGUUCCUUCGGGCGGCCGCGCUGUCCCCAGGUGACCCCGGAGGGACCCCAGGUGACCCCGCAGGAGGCCCCAGGUGUGCAGGCCCCGCUGCUGUCCCGGACGCGCCGCCUGGCCCGGAGCGCUCUGCUGACAACGGCCCCGUACAACAGCUGCUGCAGGAGAGACAGGACGAAGGGCAGCAGCUCCCGGGCCGGGAUCCCCGGGAUGAUCCCAAAGAAUUCCCAGACGCCGCCGGAGCCGUCACGGAGCCCCGGGAACGCCGGGAGCCCCGCGCACAGAGAGGGCGCUGCCGGGGACGGCAGGCGGGGAAGGAAAGGGAACUCCCAAAGCCCCAGAGAGGGGCCGAGCCCCGAGCGGCUGCGGAUCCUGCGGCACCACCUGCACCUGCGCAGCCGGGGCUGGCUCCAGGAUCCCGCUGGGAACUGGGUCAAGGACAGCAACGCCGAGUUCGACUCCGACGAGGAGGAGCCGCCACCGCUGCCACCAGCCUGACGCCCCCAGGUGUCCCCAGGCGUCCCCAGGUGUCCCCGGGUGUCCCCAGGUGUCCCCAGAGCCCCGGGAAUAAAGUGGGAAUUUUUUGGG
Melospiza georgiana is the source of this 832-nucleotide messenger RNA. RefSeq names its product sodium channel modifier 1 (gene SCNM1). Gene Ontology annotation, biological process: RNA splicing. The coding region runs from base 32 to 742 and encodes 236 amino acids. NCBI's taxonomy places the organism in Eukaryota, Metazoa, Chordata, Aves, Passeriformes, Passerellidae. The record is from RefSeq and is a predicted model, not a curated record. Gene Ontology annotation, cellular component: nucleus. The transcript has 8 exons.